GCGCAUGCCCGGUGCGCGUCGCCUGCCCCCGCCCGGCGCCUGCUCCGGCUUCUGCUCCCCUUGGGCCCCCUCGCGCGGCUGGCGGCUAGCUCCCUCCCCGGUCGCGGCCCGUGGGGACGUUCGCAGGCGAGCGCACCUUCCCGCACGGAAGAGCCCCGGCUGGGAGGAUCCGAGUGAGUGUCGAUUGGUUGACGUGGUGCCUGCGCGUCGGGCCUGAGAAAGUCUGGGCGAGCGCGCAGAGUCGGCUCCUGUGGCGGUGCGGGGCGCAUCUCAGCUAAUCCAAAAGUAAAUGAGGAACUUAGAAAAAGAUUGCCAACUCCAGAUCAACAUAUUUAGAGAAAAUUGGAAAGGAGAAGCUUACUACAGCUUUAUUUGAGGACUUUUUAAAGAACACAGAGUUCUAGCUGUGAGCUUCAAAUCUUGGCGCAGAAACCAGAGACGUUGCCAGAGCAAACAGGAACGGGAGUACAAAUGGACGACUGGUCAAAAGACAUAACCCAUGGUUAUCUUGAACAAGAGACCAUGGGGAGAAACAAAAGUACACAGCCAGAUGAGCAACUGCCUGUGAAUUCUAAGGGAAGCAUGCAUCAGAAAUCCAAUGAAUUAGUUAAUGAAGCUACAUGUGAGGGCAUAGAAUCGCCAGAGCAGAGAUCAAGGAAUUUUCAAGUCAUCAGUCCUCGUCUAGGUGAUGAGACAGCUUACUGCACUACAGAAAAGUCCAAUUUUCUUUAUUACAGCAUUAUGGAACAUAGAAAUAAUGAUUUGCAUUACAAAUGUAUGAUUCCUUGUCAAGUUACUUCAGACUUAAAUAAAGAGGAGACAAUAGGAUUGCUUCUCAAAGAAUUGGACAUUCUCAAAGCAAGCAAUAAAAAGCUUCAAGAAAAACUGACUAACGAAGAUGAAGAACAGAGAAAACUAAAGCUUAAACUGGAACUCCAAGAAAAAGCAACAGAAGCUCAAAUUGCUGAAAAAACAGCAGCUCUGGUUGAAGAGGUGUAUUUUGCACAGAGAGAACGUGAUGAAGCUAUUAUGUCUCGACUGCAGUUAGCCAAUGAGGAGAGAGAUGAAGCAAUUGCACGAUCCAAGCAUAUGGAAAUGUCUCUAAAACUGCUAGAAAAUAUUAACCCUGAAGAAAAUGACAUGACAUUACAGGAAUUACUGAACAGAAUAAACAAUGCAGACACAGGGAUAGCUAUUCAGAAGAAUGGAGCUAUAAUUGUGGAUAGAAUCUACAAGACCAAGGAAUGUAAAAAGAGAAUAACUGCAGAAGAAAUGAAUGCAGUGAUUGAAGAACGGGAUGCUGCUUUGUCUCAGUGCAAACGGCUAGAGCAGGAGCUUCAUCAUCUGAAAGAGCAGAACCAGACUUCAGCAAACAACAUGAGACAUCUGACUGCUGAAAACAAUCAAGAACGUGCUCUGAAGGCAAAGUUGUUAGCUAUGCAACAAGCCAGAGAAACUGCAGUUCAACAAUACAAAAAACUGGAAGAAGAAAUCCAGACACUUCGAGUUUACUACAGUUUACACAAAUCUUUAUCCCAAGAAGAAAAUCUGAAGGAUCAGUUUAACCAUACCCUUAAUACCUAUGAAGAAGCUUUAAAAAGUAGAGAGAACAUUGUUUCCAUCACUCAACAACAAAAUGAUGAAUUAGCUACCCAACUGCAGCAAGCUCUGACAGAUCGAGCAAACAUGGAAUUAGAGCUUCAGCACACCAUCGAGGCCUCCCGAGUAGCCAAUGACAAAGUUCAGAACUGUGAGAAGAAUGUGGCUAAGGCCCAAUAGUCAUUCUUGAGUAGAGCUGGCAAAGGAAACCAUGAGGAGAAGAGAAUUUAACACAUGGGUGUAAGAGAGUACGGCUUCAUUGAUGCGAUCUGAGGAGAAUGCCUAAUGACUGAAAGAAUCAAACUUGGCAAUGAAAACACAAAGCUCUUUUCAUCAAUUCAAACACAGACUCUAAAGCUGCAGAUGGUCACCUCCAGCCUUGUCUAUUCAGUGUGAGGUUUUAUAAAAUGGCACUUUGGUGAAUACUAAUAGAUCAAAACAAAGAUUUAAUAACGUAAAGAUGUGGUGUUCAUUUUUAAAUGAGUAUACAGGUCAGUGUCUCAGAAAAGGAUAAAAAGAGUACCUUUUAUAUGUGGGUCUAAAGUCUUUUUGUUAUUUUUCAACUUCAAAAAUAAAUGACAAACGUACAGAUUGUGUUUUAUGGAAAACAGUUUACAUUAUGAAAAAGAGACCAAAAUCUGAGUUUAUAUUUACACUCAUUGAUUUCACAGGUUUUGUUUGAGGACUCUCAGUUUAUAACAUCUGUUAAUGUUUUCAUGAAGCUCACUUGAUAGGACAAAUAUACGUUGCCAUUCUCAAAGAUGAAUCAAUCUAAUUAAAAAUUUAGGCCAAAAUAUUUUAUAAUUGGAAUAGAAUUUUUUUCUUGCCUUUUUUAGAAAAUGCAAAGGCUCAUUGUUUAGUACAAAGGAAGCCUUUGAGCUUCAAUGCAGUCUUGAAAUUACAUUUUUGGUACUUUGCAUUUGAUUUUCUAAGAUUUUAUAAAUUCAUACUAAUUGUAUAUAUAUUCAAAAGUAAUUCAUUAUAUUCAACUUGUUACUUAUGCUUACAUAACUGAAUCUUACUUUAAAUUAAAAUAUGGGGUAUUUUUCCAGAAUAAAUUUUAUUAUUAGACUUGGAUAGCACUUUAUACUUUAUAAAAUUCUUGAGCUAAACCCAAAUAAAUUAAGCUUUAUUUUCCAAAAUAAGCUUAAAAUAUGAACAUGACUUAUUAAUAGCUUUCAUAUUUCUACUAUAUGUGAAGUAUAAUGAAUAAGUCUGUAUUCCUAAUACUUUAAUAAGUGACACAAACAUAUAAUAAAAUACUAGAAUUGAUAGUUAAAAAGGAGACAACUUAGUAUCUAAUAGAAAUACCAGUAAACUAACAGACCCUUGCCUGUCAUUAACUGGGUGUGUACAAGUUAUUAAACUGUGUUCCUUCUCCGUUUCCUCAUCUAGAAGAUGGAGCUGAUAGACUUGCCCUAUCUACUUCAAAGCAUGACUGUGCAGAUCAAACAAGGUGCAAGUGCAUAAAAGUGCCUUGAAAAACAUAAUACACUCUAUAAAUGCAAGCCAUUGACUGAAGAAUAUAUUCUACUUGUAAUAUACAUUUUAGAUAAAAAGUUAUAAUUACCUCUUUGGAACCAGAAAUAGUAAGUUAGAAAAAUAAUAUUUUAGCCUCAGAGACAUAAUGUAAAUGUCAUGUAACUUUGGAAAAAGUGAUUCUCCACAUAGAUCGUGGAAACUGGAAGUAAAGAGGAUUCUGUGCAUUCUCACACAUUACAAGUGAGAAUGCAAAAUGGUAAAAAUCCCUAUGGAGGAGAAUUUGAUGGUAUCUAACAAAAUUACAUUUAUCCUUUGACUAAAGAAAAUCACUUUUAGGAAUCCCUCCUGAAUAUAUACCUCCUGAAUAUGAAACAAUGUAAGAAUUACAGUAUUACUUUAAUAGCAAACGGAAACAACCCAAAUAGCAGAGUAGCUGAAUAAACUAUGGCAAAUAUUCACAUAGCGUGAUAUGAUGCAACUUUAAAAAAAAAAGAAAAAAGUAAGGAAGAUGUCUGUAAACUAAUAUUGAUUGACAUAUCGCUAACUGAAAAUAAUCAACUAUUUAUAAUAUGCUAUCUUUUAUGUGAGAAAUAAGAAUAAAAGGAACAGGAAGCAUAAACCAGAAACUAAUGAAAAUAGUUACCUUUGGAGAUAGAUGGGAAAGAGAUCCAGGCAUAGGAUGGAAAUGCAACUUUUCUAACUCUGCCUUUUUGUAUAGUUUUGACUUUUGAACCAUGUAUAUAUUUUAAAUAUUCAGAAAUUAAAAUCAAAUGAAAGGGGCUUCCCUGGUGGCGCAGUGGUUGAGAGUCCGCCUGCCGAUGCAGGGGACGUGGGUUCGUGCCCCGGUCUGGGAGGAUCCCACAUGCCGCGAAGCGGCUGGGCCCGUGAGCCAUGGCCGCUGAGCCUGCGCGUCCGGAGCCUGUGCUCCGCAACGAGAGAGGCCACAACAGUGAGAGGCCCGCGUACCGAAAAAAAAAAAAAAAAUCAAAUGAAAAAGAUAAAAAAAGCAAACCCUGAAAGUGAAUACAAAUAGAAAGCAAUGUACCUAACUAUAUCAGAUUGGUUAGAUUCUUAUAGAGAGAAAAUAAUUAACUCAAAUAUCUUUUGACUGUCAGACUGAAUAUACAUCAUUAGUGGCAUAUAUUCUAAGGACAAAAAGAAAUGCAAAGUAAUCUUAAACUUUGCUCAGUAUAUUCAUACUUAGUUGUACUACUGAUUAUUAAAAUUUUGAAACUAUUUUCUAUAUAUUGUUGGAUUGAGGAAAUAUGUAAAUAAAUAUUAUUAGGAGCCAAGAUUUUCACUGUAAAAUAGAUGACAUUAUAAAAAAGCAACUGUAAUAUUCAAUUUGAAUUGAAACUAUCAAUAUGAAUUCAUGCUUUUAAAAAUGUAUAUUUUUCCUUAGCUCUAUUCAUUGAAAAAGCCUUAGAAGGAAGGGAUACACCUAACACCCAGAUUUUAGUUUCUGAAUACAUUUCCUAUUAAAGGGUACCAAAGCUCCUAGGUUUGGAGCAUGGAAACUACGGUGAGUCUGGAUUAUCAUUUUGUGCCAGAAAGGAAGAAAGUACUCAGAGACUAAUAGAGUCAUGUAGAAAGGGCACAGGAGCAGCUUGACAAAGUUGCCAUAGACCAAAUUUGGGAUAAUGUAUGCUUCAAAAGAAGAACUGUAUUUGACUAUAGAAUCCUUAAUUGUUACAUCUAGGGUUUAUAAAGAUACUUUAAAAAAAAAAGAUGGAAGAUGGAAAGGAGGAAUCUCUUUUGUAAAGGAGAACAGCAGUUAACAAGUACAGAUAGAAUAAUAGAAUUAGAAAAUCACCACCUUGUAACCCCCACUGUAAUUAAUUCAAGCAAAGACCAUUCAUCAGCCAUGUAAUGAGUUAAAAGAAGCUACUUUGGCACUAAAGUCAGUCAGUCUAGUUUGGGGAAACUUGCUUAGCAUAUACCAGAGAGUUCAGAGCUUAAAAAUCAGAGAGGGCUUAGACAUGGGGAUUUAAGAUGUCAGGUGCCUUCAAACAAUAUUUAGGGAUUUAUUAUUAAAAUUUACUUUAGAAAUUUUUCUUACUCAAAUAUUCUGUGCUUAUGUAAAUGAUAGAAGAUAGACCUAAAUCAUUCAACCUUUUAUCAAAAUUCAUCUUUUAAAGAAACCAUAAUGUAAAGAAGUUUUGCCUUAGAGAUUUUAUCAAUAUUAGACUAGGGUACUGAUCCUUUAUUUAAAUUUUGAUAUUUUGUUUAUCAUGGUGUUUUUGUGUUAAUUUUGAUUUUUUUUUGAAUAUUGCAUUUAAAUAUUUAUCCUGAUAAUGAGACUUUUUACACCUCUUUAAAUUGUUCAUCUGAAUUGAGUGCCCCAUUCACCUACCCUAGAUGUAGUGCUGAA
Orcinus orca (killer whale) is the source of this 5452-nucleotide messenger RNA. RefSeq names its product mirror-image polydactyly 1 (gene MIPOL1). The record is from RefSeq and is a predicted model, not a curated record. The coding region runs from base 472 to 1779 and encodes 435 amino acids. Lineage: Eukaryota; Metazoa; Chordata; Mammalia; Artiodactyla; Delphinidae. The transcript has 13 exons.